AUGGCGCCAGUAUCACCAGUCUCCGACGCCCUCUCCGGCGCCGCCGCGGCCCUCACCCCCACACGAACCCUCUCGCGACCCUUCCGCAGCCUCCUCGCCCGCCAAGUCGUCACAACCAUCACCGCGACGCCCGAGACGACGGAACAGAGCGCAUCCGACAACAACCUGAGCGGUGGCGCCAUCGCCGGCAUCGUCAUCGGCUCCAUCGUCGGCUUCCUCCUGCUCCUCUGGAUCGCAAAGUCCGUCGGCAUGUGGGGCCGCCCCAACGACUGGGCCGAGAAGGACCCCCACGACCGCCGGUACCGCGGCAGGUCGCCCGGCGCCCGCCACCGGAGGCGCCACCAGCACCGCUACCACCACGAGACGUCGCGCUCGAGGCACCGCCACCCGUCGUACGAAAUCAACGAGGUCAGGUACUCGCAGCCCGUCGUGUACGACAAGAGGGCGAGCGUGUCCCCGCUGCCGCCUGCCAACGUUUACCGGAGCAGUCGGAGCCGGACGCGGUACUAG
Colletotrichum spaethianum is the source of this 510-nucleotide messenger RNA. RefSeq lists its product as uncharacterized. The record is from RefSeq and is a predicted model, not a curated record. The transcript has a single exon. NCBI's taxonomy places the organism in Eukaryota, Fungi, Ascomycota, Sordariomycetes, Glomerellales, Glomerellaceae. The coding region runs from base 1 to 510 and encodes 169 amino acids.